CAGUGUUCAUUACUUCCCCAGCUUCAGACUUCAGAAUUGUGCCUUUCGCCGUGGGGACCCGCCUCGAGUACUGGGAUCUUCCAUCUCCUUCUCUCUUUAGAUAAAGGAAACACCCCCUUCCCCAUUCUUCCCACUUCCCAAUACUACUCCUGCUAGCUGCUCCUGAUCCAUUAUCCUAACCUAAGCUACUGCUAUUGCUUCUACCACGGCGGCGCGUGAGUUAAUGGACGGCAACGUGACCAUCAAGGGUACCUUCCAGUACUGGCUGGUUAAGCACCCAACAAUCCUCAACUUCAAGUGGAGCCCUGGGGAGACUCCAUGCUCCACUCCACUCUUCCUUGCCAUCACCGUCUUCUCCUACCUCGCUCUCACUCUCUUCCUCUCCAACAUCCCUCUCCCGCUCAUCAAGCCCCGCCGUCUCAAGCCCGUCACGAUCGUCCACAACCUCAUUCUCCUGGUGUCGUCACUCGUCAUGUCCGUGGGUUCCUUGGUCACCAUCUUCUCCCACGCGCCUUACCCCUUCUGGAUCAUCUGCCUCCCACCAAAAACACCGCCGACCGGUCCGCUCUUCUUCUGGGCAUACGUCUUCUACCUCUCGAAAAUCUAUGAGUUCGUCGACACCCUCCUCAUCAUCGUCAGCGGCUCCUUCCACCGCCUCACCUUCCUCCACGUCUACCACCACACCAUGGUGCUGCUCAUGUGCUACCUCUGGCUCCACACCUCUCAGUCUCUCUUCCCGGCCGUCAUCGUCGCCAACGCCACCGUCCAUGUGGUCAUGUACACUUACUACCUGCUAUCGACUCUGGGAGCGAGGCCUAAGUGGAAGAGGAGAGUGACCGAGUUUCAGAUAUUUCAGUUCAUGUCAAGCUUCGUUGGGUUGGUGUGGAUGCUCUACUAUCAUUUCAACAGGGACUGUGGUUGCUCUGGCAUCUGGGGUUGGUGCUUCAACAUUUUCUUCUAUGUUUCUCUUCUGGUUUUGUUCAUGGACUUCCAUUCCAAGAGUUAUGGUACCUCCAAGAAAGAUUUCUAGCUUAUCUCUCACAAUAAUCAGUACCUGCAUGCGGAAGUUU
Messenger RNA from Fragaria vesca subsp. vesca, 1070 nucleotides. Its product is annotated as putative elongation of fatty acids protein DDB_G0272012-like. The transcript has a single exon. Lineage: Eukaryota; Viridiplantae; Streptophyta; Magnoliopsida; Rosales; Rosaceae. Gene Ontology annotation, molecular function: fatty acid elongase activity. The record is from RefSeq and is a predicted model, not a curated record. The coding region runs from base 224 to 1030 and encodes 268 amino acids. Gene Ontology annotation, cellular component: endoplasmic reticulum membrane. Gene Ontology annotation, biological process: fatty acid elongation, saturated fatty acid; fatty acid elongation, polyunsaturated fatty acid; sphingolipid biosynthetic process.